AUGCUGACCACCAUUUUCCGGCGAACAAUGGCCACUGGACGACACUUUGUAACUUAUUUUUUCUGGACAAUUCUGAAACCCCAUUGCAGAUAGCAGUAUGUCAAAUGACAAGCGACAACAACCUGGAAAAGAGCUUCGAAACGGCGAAGAGCAUGAUCGAAAGAGCCGGAGAGAAGAAGUGCGAGGUACCGUUCUGUGUUUACGGACUACCCUAAUCCCUCCUCCUUUCUUAAGAUGGUCUUCUUCCCGGAAUGCUUCGAUUUCAUCGGGCUCAACAAAAAUGAACAAAUCGAUUUGGCGAUGGCAGCCGACUCGGAAUACAUGCAGAGAUAUCGAGAUCUCGCGAAGAAGCACAAUGUUUGGCUGUCGCUCGGAGGCCUUCAUCACAAGGUACAGUACCCAAGGUUUACGGUAGCAAAUUUGCUCGCUGCAGGACCCAUCAGACCUGGCUCAUCCCUGGAACACGCAUCUGGUGAUCGAUUCGCAGGGAAAAACGCGAGUGGAGUACAAGAAAUUGCACCUUUUCGACUUGGAAAUCCCCGGAAAAGUUCGACUCAUGGAGAGCGAGUUCAGCAAGGCGGGCACCAAGAUGGUCCCUCCAGUCGACACUCCGGUCGGCCGUCUCGGGCUCUCCAUUUGCUACGACGUCCGAUUCGCAGAGUUAUCCCUCUGGAACCGUCGGAAGGGCGCUCAAUUGCUCUCAUUCCCGAGCGCUUUCACCCUGAACACCGGGCUCGCACACUGGGAAACUCUGCUCCGUGCGCGUGCUAUCGAAACCCAAUGCUACGUGGUGGCGGCUGCUCAGACUGGAGCCCACAACCCGAAACGGCAGUCCUAUGGACACGCGAUGAUCGUCGAUCCGUGGGGAGCUGUGGUGGCUCAGUGCUCCGAGAGAGUCGGUACGUAGAGCACUGCAAAAUCAUUCCAUCGAGCCCAAUUGUUCCAGAUAUGUGCUUCGCCGAAAUCGACCUGAGCUACGUGGACAGCCUGCGUGAAAUGCAGCCAGUUUUCGCCCACCGUCGCUCCGAUUUGUACACUUUACACGUCAAUGAAAAGACCGAAACGGAAGGAGCGCUGAAAUUCGCCGCAUUUGAUAUUCCGGCCGAACACGUUUUCUACAGUACUCCCAACACAUUCGCUUUUGUCAACCUGAAACCGGUCACUGACGGACGUAUGUUGAAUGAUUUCCAGCAUUCAGUAUAUUCCCUCCUUAUUUUCAGAUGUUCUUGUCAGUCCGAAACGCGUCGUUCAGCGUCUCACCGACCUUUCCGACGCAGAAACCGCCGAUCUGUUCAUUGUUGCCAAAAAGGUGCAAACAAUGCUCGAAAAGGUUAGCAUUUUGGGUGAAUAUUUUGAAAAUCUAAAAUUUCCAGCACCACAAAGUGAACGCUUCCACGAUUUGUGUCCAAGACGGUAAAGACGCCGGACAGACUGUUCCGGUAGGCGAUUUUCUUGAAAUUUCUGUAAAUUUAUAUGAAUUCCAGCAUGUGCACAUUCAUAUUCUCGCCCGUCGCACCGGUGACUUUGGCGACAACGAGAUCUACGCGAAGCUGGCUUCUCACGACAAAGAGCCGGAAAGGAAACCGCGCUCCACCGAACAAAUGGCCGAGGAAGCGCUGAUCUAUAGAAACUUGAUGUGA
This is a messenger RNA of Caenorhabditis sp. 36 PRJEB53466, 1640 nucleotides long. The record is from the annotation of a GenBank genome assembly. Lineage: Eukaryota; Metazoa; Nematoda; Chromadorea; Rhabditida; Rhabditidae.